Bradysia coprophila is the source of this 1562-nucleotide messenger RNA. RefSeq lists its product as uncharacterized. Gene Ontology annotation, molecular function: protein binding. Lineage: Eukaryota; Metazoa; Arthropoda; Insecta; Diptera; Sciaridae. The record is from RefSeq and is a predicted model, not a curated record.
GUCGUUGUUAGUUAACCUAAGUCUUUCAAAGGGACCGGUUUAAAAAUGAAUCGGCUAAAUCAACGUUCUAAUUAUCGGUUCGCGCUAACAUUCGUAUUUAUUAGUCUUCUGCAAUUAUCAAAUUGUGAGAAAGUUGACGUAGCAACUUACUGUACAAACGUUCGUCAAACAUUUGUGUGCACCGGCCUGGACUUUGGUUCUACAGACAUAACAGAAUUAGAGUUGGUGGCAAACGAGAAAUAUCUCGAACAAUCGAUUUAUUUUGGAGAGUCAAAUUUGACAACCAUCCCCAAAAACCUAUUCGCAGCAUUUCCAUUGGCACAUAAUAUUGAAUUUGAAAAUUGCGGAAUCAAAUCGGUGUACAAAUGGAAUUUUGUGAACGGUGAAACCGCGGAUACGCUCAACUUGCAUUCAAAUCAAAUUCAACAACUUUCAAGUGAAGUGUUUGCGAAUAUGGACAGUUUAAAUGCACUCAAUCUGCAGAAUAAUUUGAUAAAUGAAUUUGAUUCUGAUAGUUUCAAAGGACUUCCAAGAUUGACAAAAUUAUUUUUAAGUAAAAACAACAUCACCCGAAUACCAACGGGUCUAUUUAGUCCAUUGGUAGCACUCGAAGAAAUCUACCUGGAUGACAACCACAUUGAAGUGAUAGAUGACGAUGUUUUUCGAUUUAACAUCGAACUCCGUUCCAUUAAUUUCGGUAAAAAUAAAAUAUUUUCUUUUUCGAAAAGCAUUGUUCGUUGGUUGGGCCACCCAUAUGAGCUGGAUGUUUCGCAUAAUCCAAUUGAAGAGUUAAAUCUUAUAAAUUCUGACCGCUUGAUACUAUCGCAUACAAAAUUGACAACUUUACGCCUUACAAAUAAUGUUUACGGUGUGGUUGCCACGCACACUCCAAUAGCUGAAGUCGUGUUCACCAAUGCUAUGGAUAUUCAAAAGUUGGACUUAAGCUACAACCGAAUCUCAGACAUAAGUAACAUAACCAGAAACGGCUUUUACAUUUGGUAUCUCGAUCUUUCACACAAUCCAAUUGGUCAUAUUAAUGUUAAAGCAUUUUCGAAAUUAACAUCGCUGCGUGAGCUGUACUUGUCGGGAACUAAUCUUCUGGGAUUGGAUUUUGGAUCAUUCCCGUAUAGUAGCCCGCAUGGAGAGAUGCAGUUGAAUAUUUUAGACUUAUCGUACAACAAUCUCAAGCAUUUUGACGUCGAGAUCUUGUCAUAUCAAAGCAAUUUACAGUCUUUGUAUCUCGACGGUAAUCAAUUAUCAGAACUAAGUCAUGUUAAUCUUAAAGAAUAUUUCAAUAAUUUAAGUGAAAUUGGACUUUCGCAUAACAAUUGGAACUGUACCUUCCUAAGAAGUAUGAUCACACAUUUACACCGUAAGUCUAUUGAGCUUAGAGUAGAUGAAAUUGCUCACAAUUCAACGAUCAAUAUAAUUGGAGGAAUAGAAUGUUUUGAUGUUGAAACCACUACUCAGUCUGGUUUUUUAAUCUAAGGCAAUGAAUUUGAUCUGCGAAUACCAGAACAGAAACACAAAUUUGAAAUUUAUUUUUUUUUUCUUAUCAAUAA